Molecule: messenger RNA, 892 nt
Organism: Drosophila rhopaloa
Lineage: Eukaryota; Metazoa; Arthropoda; Insecta; Diptera; Drosophilidae
Gene: E(spl)mgamma-HLH
Product: enhancer of split mgamma protein
Exons: 1
Coding region: 69-686 (205 amino acids)
Biological process (GO): regulation of transcription by RNA polymerase II; regulation of neurogenesis; anterior/posterior pattern specification
Cellular component (GO): nucleus
Molecular function (GO): protein dimerization activity; RNA polymerase II cis-regulatory region sequence-specific DNA binding; DNA-binding transcription factor activity, RNA polymerase II-specific
Source: RefSeq, a predicted model, not a curated record
CCGUCAGAGCAGCCACAGCUCAAAGAAUUUACUCAAAAAAUUCUAAAAAAAAAACACAUACCUACAAAAUGUCGUCGCUACAAAUUUCGGAGAUGUCCAAGACCUAUCAGUACCGCAAGGUGAUGAAGCCCAUGCUGGAGAGGAAGCGUCGUGCCAGGAUCAACAAGUGCCUCGACGAGCUCAAGGAUCUGAUGGUGGCCACACUAGAGUCCGAGGGCGAGCAUGUCACCCGGCUGGAAAAGGCCGACAUCCUGGAGCUGACAGUCACCCACUUGCAAAAGAUGAAGCAGCAGCGUCAGCACAAGAGAGCUUCAGGCGAUGAGAGCUUGACGCCGGCGGAGGGAUUCCGUUCCGGCUACAUCCAUGCCGUGAACGAGGUCUCCCGCUCCCUGUCCCAACUGCCCGGCAUGAAUGUCAGCCUGGGCACUCAACUGAUGACCCACCUGGGACAGCGCCUCAACCAGAUCCAGCCAGCCGAAAAGGAACCCCUGCCCGUGACCGCUCCACUCUCCGUGCAGAUUGCCACCCGGGAUGCCUACUCCGUGCCCAUCUCUCCAGUCUCCAGCUUCGCCAGCAGUCCCAACUCCACUGCCAGCUCGGCCAGCCAUUCCCUGCUGACCACCAUCGAUGUGACCAAAAUGGAGGACGACAGCGAGGACGAGGAGAACGUCUGGCGUCCCUGGUAGAAGGGGUUCACAUCUUCCCGAAAAAAGAAAGAAAGAUAGCGAAGGAGAGAUCAUAGAAAGUAAAAGUCUUCCGAGUCAAUGGAAUUCCACCAUUCCGACUCCCCACCUAGUUUUAAGUAAAUACCGUACACACACAAAGCUUUAGAUGAGGACGCGCAGUUCAUGUGAUAACUAAACAAAUAAUAAAUUAUAUAUCUAAAAUGAAA